Geodia barretti is the source of this 3283-nucleotide messenger RNA. NCBI's taxonomy places the organism in Eukaryota, Metazoa, Porifera, Demospongiae, Tetractinellida, Geodiidae. The record is from the annotation of a GenBank genome assembly.
GUCAUCCAAACGAUUAUAGCCGAAAAAAUGGCGGCCAUUUUGUGGUUUUGCUAAAAGGAAGGCUUUUCUCGCGUCGUUGGGUGAGGAAGGGUAGCAAUGGAGCCUAUAAAGGAGUAUUCCAAGAUCCUCCUGAGUCUGGACAACUGUAUCGUGCCCAAGGAAAGGCUUCUGAACACGCCGUCACGGCAGGACGGUGUUGGGUGCGAAUUAGAGGUAAAACUUCGUCUUCUCGGCUGCGAGUGCAUCCAGACGGCGGGACUACUCCUAAAACUGCCCCAGGUGGCCAUGGCUACUGCACAAGUCCUGUUUCAGAGGUUCUACUACUCCAAAUCUUUCAUCAAAUACAGCUUACAGCCCAUGGCAAUGGGGUGUAUAUUCUUAGCAGCCAAGAUCGAAGAAGACUGCCGGCGAAUUCGAGAUGUAAUUAACGUUUUUCACCACCUGCGUCAGAAACUUCUUGGGAAGUAAGUGACAUCUCUGUUGUGUUGUGCUGCAUAAUUUUGAGCCACUGGUAUUCUAAUUAGAGCCACCCAUUCUAAUUAGAGAGCACUCUUAUUGAGGUCGACAAUCACGAAGUGUAUGCAUGUGCUGAGUAGGGACAAAUGAACCUCUAAUUAGAGAGCACCUUUAAAAUAGCGUUGAAAAUUAUACCAGACUUGGUGCGAGUGUUGGGAUAGUAGGGGGAAGUGUGUGUGACAGGUGUGUGACAGGUGUUUGGUGGGUGGGUGAUAGCAGCUCAUUCUGUGUUGUGUCCCCUGGCUGGGGUAACUGGUCCUCUUCUCCCUCCUCCCACCCACCCAGCCGCUCUCGGCUCUGCUGCAAAGCAAGCUAGGCAGCUGGCUGUAUGUGGCUGGUGGCGAGAAGAGAGAGAGAGAGAGAGAACGAGGGGAGAUGAAGAUCGCGGAGUACUUUUGGUAAGACGACUACUCAUUUCAUAUGAUGGAGCUACUGACUGUUUUGUGAGUGUUUGUUGUGGAACAUUUUCAGUUUAUACUCUGCUAUACUGUGAUCUCAAGGAUUUGUCAUUGUCUUCUCUCUGAUGAUUUUGUACCGGUGUGCAGUCAUCGUGGACUAAGAGACUUGAACUGACUAUUUUUAUGGACUCACUGUUAUGGUUGUUUACUCUAAAUAGAGCCCAUCCAUCAGCUCUGAACUCUAAAUGGAGUCCACUCCUUAGUUCUGAACUCUAAAUGGAGCCCACCUCCUGAACUCUAAAUGGAGCCUCCUAACUACAAAAUCGGAAUGGAGUAGUUCUGAACUCUAAAUGGAGCUCACAUCUCAGUCCCUAAAUGGAGCCCACCUCCAGUCUGAACUCUAAAUAGAGCUCACUUUCUCUGAAUUGUGUGAACUCUCUCUUCAGGUCUCAACUACCCGCUCCUCCCUGCUCUCCCUCUCUGACACACAAUCCUCUCAGAGAAAAGCUGCUGUCAUCCACCACACAACACAUAACUUACAUAAAUGAACACACUUCCCCCAACUACCGUUUAUACGAUGGUGCCAAAUUUUUGAGGUUUUCGUGCAAUCCACAAAAAAUUUUGCUACACAGUGUCAGUGUGCAUCCUAAAAUAGACCAAUCCGUUAAAAAUUAGUGCCGUGAGAAUUUGGCCCUGUACCUGGUACAGUGGUUGCCUCUCCUUAUAGUUUACCCUUGAACUGUAAAUAAAACCAUUUGCCAGCAUUUUUUGGUCGUAAUCUGUUGAUUUGUAAGCCUUUUUGAAGCCUUUUCUCUCAUCUCUGUCUUCCUUCAGGUCUGUCUCGUGUAUGGACUACAUGGGUGAGGAAUAUUUCAAGCUCAAGUCGACCGUAAUAAAGUACGAGAGAUUUCUCCUCAAGGAGCUGGGGUUCUGUGUUCACAUCAAACAUUCUCAUAAGCUCAUCAUAACCUACCUGCAAAUGCUGGAGAUGGACAAGAACGCGGCGCUCGCCCAGAACAGCUGGAACCUCAUGAACGACAGUCUCCGGACAAACGUGUUUGUGAGGUUCACACCAGAGACCAUAGCCUGUGCCUGCAUCUACCUCGGAGCAAGGCAGAUGAAGAUCCCGCUGCCGCAGAGCCCUCCCUGGUGGCUACUGUUUGACGCAGACUUUGAAGACAUGGAGGCCAUUUCGCUGGAGCUCCUGUCCCUCUAUCGCUGGCCUAGUGUCCAGAUGGAGAGUGUGGAGAGAGAAAUCACCAAACUGAAAGAAGAGUAUCAGAAAAGGCAGGUGGAAAUCAAGGAAGUGAAGCUAAAGAAGAGUACAGAGGUCGACGAUCCAAACACGAAAAAAGGUCUCCUCCCCAUUCCCUGGGAAUCUCAUCCUGCCCCAGUCAACGACAGUCGAUCGUCACAAAAGUCCCCCACACCCACCCCCCUCCCAAAAUCAUCCGUCAAAGCCCCCCUUAUUUCGCCCCCUCACCCCCGCACUCGACCUGUCCCAAAGAGCUAUCGAGUCUCUCCCCCUCCCUCCUCCCCCCCUCGCCCACAACCCAGCAGUGGUCUCCUUGGUAAGAGAGAUUUGCGAGUUCCCGCCAGUCGCUCAACCCGAUCUGUCAGUCCGCUCGUCACACACGCCCGCUCCGCCCGAGACCAGACCCCUCCCCCUAAAUCGGCCCCUAGCCCAAUUAACUGGAAAGAUGCCAAGGAAGAAGAGAGGGGGAGAUAUAGCGAGGCAGAAUCUAGCGAGAGUCGAACUCCGUCUCCCAUUCGUCCUCAAGGCCACACCCCCCUGGCGUACCGGCCGGUCCUGAGUCCAAUUGUGUUAUCGGAGGACGAUGCUGGGAGCGACUCGGCACCUGCCGGUAGCCCCUCCCCUCUCUCUCUAGUCCGCCGAGAGAACGGACUGCAGGAGAGAUCUCGUGACGAAAUGUAUGACAGGAAAGUCCGCAAAGGUCGUCAUAGACACGGUGACCGUGGCAACCACAGGGGUCACCGGGAGAGCAAGAGGGUUCGUAGUCGUAGCAACGAGGACGGGGAUCGCCAUAGAGACCACACACGCCGUCACGGUAAACAUCGACACAGAGAAAGGAGAGAGAGACGUGACUUUCUUCUCGAACACAGGCACCACAGGGAGAGAGAGUAUGCAUACGAACAAAGGUCACGAAAGGUCGAUCGCAUCCGACGCUGACCUGUUUCCAUGACUACAAUCUCUAGGUCAAAAAUCUGACACUGACAAUUUUAUUUAACUUCAUCAAUGCCACAGUCAUUGUAUUAACUGUGUGUAUACAUCUUUUUGAUUCUGCACCAACUGUCUCUCUUACUAUAAUAAUUAAUGUUCUUUGCCACAAAGAUCGAAAUUGUGCAAG